GACUCGGCUAGGCGGAGUUUCUCGGCGGCUGCGCCCGGCUUGCACCCGCCGGCGAGGAGGUCGCUCCGUCCAGCCCGGCGGCCGCGAGUCCGACUCCGGGCGUCCCCGAGGCGUGUAAGGCAACGAAGGCGCACCCAGGUUCCACUGUGCCGCGCCGGCAGCCUCCAGCCAGCAUGGAGAAGGACAGCCUGAGCCGCGCCGACCAGCAGUAUGAGUGCGUGGCGGAGAUCGGGGAAGGCGCCUACGGGAAGGUGUUCAAGGCCCGCGACCUGAAGAACGGCGGCCGCUUCGUGGCUCUGAAGCGCGUGCGAGUGCAGACCGGCGAGGAGGGCAUGCCGCUCUCCACCAUCCGCGAGGUGGCGGUGCUGAGGCACCUGGAGACCUUCGAGCACCCCAACGUGGUCAGGUUGUUUGAUGUGUGCACAGUGUCACGGACAGACAGAGAAACCAAGCUUACGCUAGUGUUUGAGCAUGUUGAUCAAGACUUGACCACUUACUUGGAUAAAGUUCCAGAGCCCGGCGUACCCACAGAAACCAUAAAGGAUAUGAUGUUUCAGCUUCUCCGAGGUCUGGACUUUCUUCAUUCUCACAGAGUAGUGCAUCGCGAUCUGAAACCGCAGAACAUCCUGGUGACCAGCAGUGGACAAAUUAAGCUGGCUGACUUUGGCCUUGCCCGAAUCUAUAGUUUUCAGAUGGCCCUUACCUCGGUGGUCGUCACACUGUGGUACCGAGCCCCAGAAGUCCUGCUCCAGUCCAGCUACGCCACCCCCGUGGACCUCUGGAGUGUUGGCUGCAUUUUUGCAGAAAUGUUUCGCAGAAAGCCUCUUUUUCGAGGAAGCUCGGACGUGGAUCAACUCGGGAAAAUCUUGGACGUCAUUGGACUCCCAGGGGAAGAAGACUGGCCUAGGGACGUCGCCCUUCCCAGGCAGGCUUUUCAUUCCAAAUCUGCCCAACCCAUCGAGAAGUUUGUGACAGAUAUUGACGAACUAGGCAAAGACCUACUUCUGAAAUGCCUGACAUUUAAUCCAGCUAAAAGGAUAUCCGCCUACGGCGCCCUGAAUCACCCGUACUUCCAAGAUCUGGAGAGAUACAAGGACAACCUGCACUCUCACCUGUCAUCCAGCCAGAGCACCUCAGAGCUGAACACAGCCUGAGGUUCCCCGGGGAUGCCACGAGCUCGUCAUCUGAACGCAUUGCUGGCUGCGAGUCCCCUAAGCAAGCCUUGCAGAGCGGUUGAAGAUUGCUGGCUGCAGGCCUUCUAGCUGCCAGCUUCUGGGUGGGCUCUGCCUCACCAAGGAAACCACCUAGUUUACUGUUCAGAGAUCAAUGCAAGAGUGAUUGCAGCUUUA
Messenger RNA from Arvicanthis niloticus (Nile rat), 1349 nucleotides. It is a transcript of the gene Cdk6, whose product is annotated as cyclin dependent kinase 6. Gene Ontology annotation, biological process: G1/S transition of mitotic cell cycle; regulation of gene expression; regulation of cell population proliferation. Gene Ontology annotation, molecular function: cyclin binding; ATP binding; cyclin-dependent protein serine/threonine kinase activity. Gene Ontology annotation, cellular component: cytoplasm; cyclin-dependent protein kinase holoenzyme complex; nucleus. Lineage: Eukaryota; Metazoa; Chordata; Mammalia; Rodentia; Muridae. The record is from RefSeq and is a predicted model, not a curated record.